AUGCUCUAUAGACUCGGUGACAUGAGCAACGGCUCAAAAAUCCCUUGGGAUUUACUUCGGCAAGAGGUGAAAGAAGUCGUUAUUGAGUUUACGAAUGGCGGGCCUGAUAUACCUCAUGCAGAGCUCAGGUUAAUUCUUGCCCAAGGAGUUGAGCUAACCGAAGACGAUGGAACUAAGAUGGUAUAUGCCUGUAGCAUGGGCUCGAAUUCCCACCUAGUGCCCCGCCCACAUCUCGGAAUCUACUCUACAUGCACUUUGCGUACUGAGGAGGCAAGUUAUGGCAAUAUGCACAGUCUCGCGUCUUUUAUCUUCCCACGUCACAAAAGGGCUAGAGUUGGUAUAUAUCUUGCUGCACUGAGUGGGAAGUAUAGAAAAUACCCUUGUCAUUCCACAAACCUAUUGCAGUUCGAUUCUCUUGUGCGAAUGCCAAACCUGGGAGACAAAUUGGACUAUGAGUCCCGUGAUGUUGUAGCCCAAUGGGCGAUUAGGCUUUAUAAGACGGGCUUCGUGGGCUUGACGGCUAAGUGUGUGAAGUCGCACGGCAGACUUGUUAUGCCGGAAAAUCUGUCGCUAAGAAUUCAUGAGUUCAUCGCCAAAGGUUACGAUGAACUUGAAGACGGAACUAUCCGAAUGACUCAGGAUAUCCCCAUGUACAGGGGGGAAUUUCUUGACCAAGAUUUUGAUCGAUUCUAUAAAUUCCGUUCCCCAUCUUGGGUCCUGCCGUAUCAACAAAUGCUCAUUGCUGAAGAAUGA
Messenger RNA from Clonostachys rhizophaga, 753 nucleotides. The record is from the annotation of a GenBank genome assembly. NCBI's taxonomy places the organism in Eukaryota, Fungi, Ascomycota, Sordariomycetes, Hypocreales, Bionectriaceae.